AUGUCUGUGACAGGUGUACUUCAUUCUGAUGCUAAGACUCGUGACGAACUCGCCGCCAAAUCACGGGAGUGGAUUCAGACUGCACAGACAUGGCUCUCCGCUCCUUUGGAAAAGAAUCGUCUCACCUGGAAUGGAAUCCAGAUUCACUGCUUGCUGCUUCUUGCACGGCAGGUGACUCGGCUGGGGCCCGAUCUGAUUUGGAUCUCAGCGGGCUCUUUAAUACGCAUGGCAAUGCAGAUGGGUUUGCAUCUCGAUCCAAACUGUAUGGAGGAGAUGAGCCUACAAGAAAAGGAAAUUCGAAGACGAUUGUGGUAUACAAUCCUCGAGAUGAAUGUCCAGGCGGCUCUGGACGCCGGGAUGUCACCCAUGAUCUCAACGGGGGACUUCAAUACCCUGCCACCGUCCAGGAUGAGUGACGAAGAGCUUGAGCUGGGAGGAGCACAGGUGGAGGCUCAAAGCGAAAUGAAUGGGUUAUCCUCCCAGAAGCAGCUUCUCCCUUUAUUAGCAGAGUCUCUCCCCCUGAGACUCAACGUGACCAAGGUCAUCAACAGCCUUCAGGAGGAACCAUCCUACGAAGAAGUCAUCCGUUUAGAAAAGGACCUAGCAGCAGCCUGUCGCACUGCGACAACUGCCCUUGACAGCACUCCAUCGCUCAAUCUUAUAUCGCACACCUCCCGAUUUGCACUCAGUCACUUCACCCAUCUCCUCCGUCGCUUCGCACUCUGCCUCCACUUCCCCUUCGCAAUCCAAUCCAAGAAGAAUCCACUCUACACCUACUCGCAAAAGCAUUGCCUCGAAGCUGUCCAAGACAUAGUCUCCGUCCUCGAUGACGAACUGUACACUCGCCUCCUCCUCACCGGAGGGGGUAUGUUCCGCGAUCUGAUCACCCGCGGCGCCUUCAUCCUCUACCUAGAAUCAACAUCAGACAUCGACGCAGACAUCUCUCUGGUCUCACGGAGCCGUAAUCGCGCCCGACGGGAGUCGAUCAUCCGUGACGCUCAACGGGUCGCGCAAUAUGCGAAGGAGAGGAUGCUUCAUGGCGAGACCAAUAUAAAAGGGUAUGUGUAUAUUAGUAUGUCGACGGCGCAGAUCGAGGCCUUGUUUGAUGGGUCGUCGCCGGAGGAGGCGGCAAUGACUGCUGCGAGGGAAAGCUUGGAAACGUGUCGUGGGAUUUUGGAGGCAAUGGCUGUGAAAGCGUCGGGUGUUGACACUGGGUCUGCGGUGUCGGAUGGAGUUACGUCUCUGUUGGGAGAUCUAGAUGGACAGUUUGACUUGGAUGAUGGGAGUUGGGACUUUGAUUUUGGGGAGUCGAUUUUCUUUCAUGACGGUGGAGAUGUUUCGUUGUAG
Molecule: messenger RNA, 1347 nt
Organism: Penicillium cataractarum
Lineage: Eukaryota; Fungi; Ascomycota; Eurotiomycetes; Eurotiales; Aspergillaceae
Product: putative C6 transcription factor
Exons: 1
Coding region: 1-1347 (448 amino acids)
Biological process (GO): regulation of transcription by RNA polymerase II; DNA-templated transcription
Cellular component (GO): nucleus
Molecular function (GO): RNA polymerase II cis-regulatory region sequence-specific DNA binding; DNA-binding transcription activator activity, RNA polymerase II-specific; zinc ion binding
Source: RefSeq, a predicted model, not a curated record